Nicotiana attenuata is the source of this 2253-nucleotide messenger RNA. RefSeq names its product cell cycle checkpoint protein RAD17. NCBI's taxonomy places the organism in Eukaryota, Viridiplantae, Streptophyta, Magnoliopsida, Solanales, Solanaceae. Bases 281 to 2074 code for a protein of 597 amino acids. Gene Ontology annotation, molecular function: ATP hydrolysis activity; chromatin binding. Gene Ontology annotation, biological process: DNA repair; DNA damage checkpoint signaling; mitotic DNA replication checkpoint signaling. The transcript is spliced from 12 exons. The record is from RefSeq and is a predicted model, not a curated record.
CUGCCAGACUAUAAGGAGCGGGGUAUCAGCUUCUCAAGUAAGCUAGCGGGUUUUGCUCUGAAAAACACCCGCGUUUUUGCUUUCGAAAACAACCAAUUUCUAGUGGAAGAGUUUCCCAUUGCAGUCUAGAGUUAUGCAUUUGUCUCAGUUUUGUCUAGGGUUUCAAUAAUCCCAUUCUCGUCGAAUCCUCACCGUACUCGCUCAAAUUCACUGCCUUCGAACCUUCAAAGUUUUUAGUAUUCUGAAAAGAAAAAGAAAAUAGUUAACCCUUCCUGUGGUAAUGAAGAAAGCUAAAAGGAACGCGGCCAUUGUGAUUUCAUCAUCUGAUGAUGAUGAACACUUCUCAUUGAAUUCGAAUUUCACCCACUCGAAAUCAAAAUCAAAAUCGAAAUCGGCAUCAGUUCCGAGGAAGAACCCUAAAAGGGCUAAAACGGCGCUUCUUUCGGCGUCAUGUCCACGCUCAUCUAAAGAGGCUAGUGGCUUCGAUGAGAUGAAACGGUUUUGUGAGGAGUUUGAUGAUAAUAUCACAGGCAUCAAGGUAUCUGCUGGUCUUCAAAGCAACAAUGCCAUGUGGGUUGACAAACAUAAGCCUCAUUUCCUGAAAGAGCUUGCAGUUCACAAGAAGAAGGUCGAAGAAGUGAAAAUAUGGUUUGAAGAAAGACUACAUGCUGCAAUGGAUGAUCAUAAUAAUGUCCUUCUUGUUGCUGGACCUUCUGGUGUUGGAAAAACUGCAACUAUAUAUGCUAUUGCUUCACAUCUUGGUGCUACAAUAUGGGAAUGGAACACGCCUGCUCCAACAGUUUGGUCAGAACAUUUGUAUAAUGCUAAUUCAGGGUUACAAUACAUGUCAAAGCUGGAUGAGUUUGAAGGUUUUGUUGAAAGGGUGAGAAAGUAUGGAUUGACUUCUCCAACCUUGAAGGGAUCACAGGCUUCAGUCAUACUCUUAGUUGAUGAUCUUCCGGUGGUAAAUGGAAGAGUUGCAUAUGGAAAGCUUCAAAAGUGUUUGAAGCUUCUUGUGCAAUUAGUCCGCAUUCCAACAGCUGUAGUGAUCACCAACUAUGACAAGGAUGACUCUGCAGACUUUAGCACACGCUGCUGGGAAGAACUCCUUGUGUCUCUUCAUAAUGCUGGUGCUUGUAAGGUCAACUUCAACCCUGUCACUAUCAACUCGAUCAAGAAAACACUUACAACUAUAUGCAGAAAGGAGCAGCGUGAAGUUAGUGCUGAUACGAUUGAGCUAAUAGCAAAAUCGAGUGGAGGUGACAUCAGACAUGCAAUUACUUCUCUGCAGUAUCUCUGUCUUAACCCACAUAGAAGGCCUAUUCUACCUUUAAAAGAAAGACCGGACAGUAGUAUUUGUUUGGAUGAUGCGUUUUCUUUGCCAUUUGGAAAAGAUGAAACUCUCUCUCUAUUCCAUGCAUUAGGCAAAUUUCUACACAACAAAAGAGAAAAUGAGCUCGCAACUGCAUCAGAUAGAGAUGCAUUUAUUCUGAAGGAAAAAUUUGUGAGAUUUCCUCUUAAAAUGGAUGCUCCAGAAGUUGUACUUUGUCAAGCACAUGGGCAAGCGAGGACUCUUUCUGAUUUUCUACAUGAAAAUGUUUUAGACUUUUUGAAUGAGGAAGCAAUAGAUGACGCAUGGCUUGUGGCCUCAUAUUUAAGCGAUGCUGAGUUUCUUCUAUCUUCACUUAAUGGACUUCUAACCAGAGACUUUGGAGCUGAGAACAUUGUACAGUCAGCUGCUGCUUCAGUUGCUGCCAGAGGAGUAUUAUUUGGGAAUGCUCAUCCAGUGCCUUCCAGGUGGCAUGCUAUUCGACGUCCAAAACUGUGGGAGGUUGAACAAUCAUUGCGCCGCAAUAAGUGUCAAAUGUUAAGUCAGAGGGGUGACGUGUGUAAUAGCCUAACAUUGUCGAAUCAGAUAGUUAUGGCAACCGAGUAUAGACCUGCCCUGAAAUGGCUUGGUUGCCGAGCAUCUGAAAGUUUCCAAGCAGACGACAUGGUUGAAGAUGACUCGGGUAGCACCUGUUUUCAUGAGAAGAAGCUGGAUAUGUCGGACGAUGAAAUAGAAGAUUGGUAAUUGGAAGCAGUGCAUUCAAUAUUUGGUCAAUGCGGGGGCUAUAUUUCACCUGUAAAUUUUGUGCAUAGCUGAAAUGGUGUAAUUUUCCAAAAUGUACAGCUAAGUUCAUACUAUUUGAACAUUGUAGGAAAAUGCGAGUAAAGACUUCCGUUUUAAAAUUUGAGGAAGAUACAACGAAA